Malus domestica (apple) is the source of this 1278-nucleotide messenger RNA. RefSeq names its product 5-amino-6-(5-phospho-D-ribitylamino)uracil phosphatase, chloroplastic-like. Lineage: Eukaryota; Viridiplantae; Streptophyta; Magnoliopsida; Rosales; Rosaceae. The record is from RefSeq and is a predicted model, not a curated record.
AUGGCUGAAUCACUUGCUUUAACGUCUUUUCUUGGACAUCGACCGUUAUAUACGGGAGCCUUCGUUAAGAAUUUCUCCAACAAAAGGAGAUUGCCUGAUAACUGUCGGUUUCCAGUAGCGGAAGUUCUUGGUAGAAGGGUUGUUAUGGCUUCUCCUUUGCCAAGGUUGAGGGUUGGUCAGUCAAAGAAUUCUUCGAUCAAGGCCCUUGCAAUGGAGUUGGCGAAGGAGACGUAUUCAUUCAAGGAGGAUAAACUUCCUCAUAAAUGGAAUUAUCCAAUUGAUACCGGUGUAGAUCCAAAACCUGGGUUGUGGCCACCAGAGAAUAGAGCAUAUAACCCUUCACUACACAAUCCCUUGCUUCGGCAGGAGCGGAUAGGGAGUGGUUGGCUAGUUGUAAUAUUCGAGUGGGAAGGAGUUUUGAUUGAAGACAAUACUGAUCUUGAGAAGCAAGCCUGGCUAGUUCUUUCUCAAGAAGAGGGAAAAUCUCCUCCCUCGGCUUUCAUGCUUAGAAGAAUAGAAGGUAUGAAGAAUGAACAGGCAAUGUCGGAAGUUCUAUGUUGGUCUCGAGACCCAGCGCAGUUGAGAAGAAUGGCUGCUCGAAGGGAAGACAUAAACCAAGCUUUGCAGGGUGGAAUAUAUCAAUUGCGAGCUGGGUCAAGAGAGUUUGUGAAUGUCUUGAUGCAUUCCAAGAUACCAACGACACUGGUCUCCACACGCCCUCGAAAAACUCUUGAGGCUGCAAUGGGAUCCAUUGGUAUUGAAGAAUAUUUCAGUGUGAUGGUAGCUGUAGAAGAUGUUCAAAGGGUAAAACCUAAUCCAGAAAUGUUUGAGUACAUGGCACAACUUCUAAAGUUCAUACUUGAGCGGUGUAUUGUGUUUGGGAACUCGAAUCAGACAGUUGAGGCUGCCCACGAUGCCAGGAUGAAGUGUGUGGUUGUUGCAAGCAAGCAUCCUGUAUAUGAGCUUGCAGCUGCAGACUUGGUGGUUAGGCGACUGGACGAGCUAUCAAUGGUUGAUUUGAAGAAUCUUGCUGCUAUCUAGUCUGAAUUCAGGUCUGGAGAGUCAGAGUUUGAAAUGGAAGAAGAUGAGGAUCCGUCUCCGUCAACCAGGGUAGCAUUUGAUGACAAUUUCUGGUAACCCUGUAAAAUGUACAUAUGUUUAUUUGUCAUUUGAUUCAUGAAGAUAUAGUUUUUACUUUUUAUAUCAACAUUGAUGUGUAUAAGAAGAAAAGGGCAAAAAGUGAAAAGGAAAAAAGAUUUCAGGUGGUCAGCAUUGGAC